AUGUGGCGUAAAAUUGCCGAAGAUUUUGAAAAGCUUAGAGGUUUUCCAAAUUGUAAAGGCGCAUUGGAUGGAAAACAUUUUGUUAUUGAAGCCCCAGCCAAUAGUGGUUCUAUAUAUUUUAAUUAUAAACACACAUUCUCAAUUGUUUUAUUGGCGUUAGUGGACGCAUGCUACAAAUUUAUUGCAGUUGAUGUUGGCGCUUACGGACGAAACAGUGAUGGUGGCAUUUUUGCACAAUGUAAUCUUGGAAAACGUUUAGAAAAUGGGACGCUUCCUGUACCUAUUGGUAAAAAUUUACCCGGUUCCUCUACGUUUGCACCAUAUGUAAUAGUUGGUGAUGAAGCGUUUCCUUUGAAAACAUACCUAAUGCGACCGUAUCCAGGACACCAAGCAACAGGUGACGCUAAUAAAACGAAUUUCAAUCAUAGACUGCUUUGGCCCGGCGACUAG
Molecule: messenger RNA, 450 nt
Organism: Parnassius mnemosyne (clouded apollo)
Lineage: Eukaryota; Metazoa; Arthropoda; Insecta; Lepidoptera; Papilionidae
Source: the annotation of a GenBank genome assembly